Nymphalis io (European peacock) is the source of this 4690-nucleotide messenger RNA. RefSeq names its product protein eyes shut (gene eys). The record is from RefSeq and is a predicted model, not a curated record. The transcript has 21 exons. Bases 1 to 4689 code for a protein of 1562 amino acids. Gene Ontology annotation, molecular function: calcium ion binding. Lineage: Eukaryota; Metazoa; Arthropoda; Insecta; Lepidoptera; Nymphalidae.
AUGUAUAAAGAUAGGCAAGAGAGACAUUUACAAUUUCUAUGUUGGAUACUUGUUACGAUACCAGUAGUUUCAGCCGGAAUCGCUUGCCUUGCCAAUCCUUGCCUGCACGGCAUUUGCAUCGAUGAUGUGAACAGCACGUAUGCCUGUUAUUGCACCGAUGGAUACACCGGAAUUCAAUGUCAAACGAACUGGGACGAAUGUUGGUCGAACCCAUGCCAGAACGGUGGCAUGUGCAUUGAUGGUGUUGCUACUUAUAAUUGUUCUUGCCCAGAUGGAUUUACAGGAGAUAAUUGUGAAACUAACUUCAACGAGUGCGAAUCCAACCCGUGUCGAAACAACGGCACAUGUAUCGACAUGACAAACGAAUAUAUAUGUCAUUGUAUACCCGGGUUCUCUGGUGAGCAUUGUGAGCUGGAUGUCGCCGUUUGUAACUCAACCGAAGAAGAGAGGUGUUACAAUGGCGGAGAAUGUAUAGAAGGACCUGGCUUUAAAUUUUAUUGCAAAUGUUCAGCAGGUUGGGCGGGUUUAAAAUGCGAGGAGCAAAUUGAUGAAUGCCAAUCAGAUCCGUGUAAAAAUGGUGGCAUAUGUAUCGACGUGCACGCUGAUUACAUGUGUGCAUGUGCUUAUGGAUUCACAGGCAAGGAGUGUGAAGUUCAGAUUGAGUUUUGCGACGAAGACUCUUGUAGUAAUAACGCUCUCUGUGUGGUAGAAGAUGGUGUCAGAAUUUGCUAUUGCGUUCCUGACUAUCACGGUGAAAGAUGCGAACUGCAAUAUGACGAGUGUCUCUUAGGACCUAGAUGCAUGAAUGGAGGAACUUGUAUUGAUGGUGUCGAUAAUUUUACAUGCUCAUGUCCACCGAGGCUUACUGGAGCUUUAUGCGAGUGUUUUAUACUUGAUGAUGAGAGUUACGAUUGCGAGUACGUCAGCCCAACUUUAAACCCAGCUUAUAAUGAAACUAAUAUUUUUAAAACAACAUAUUCUGAGUCAACAUCUGUAGAUAGUAUAACGACAAUUGAUUUUACUAAAUACAACAUGAGUAUAGACACUGGUGUCACAGCAGAAGUUAACCCAGAAACUUCUACUUGGAAGAGUUCCAGUGAACCGCUAACUAUGAUUACUUCUGUUGCUAUAACAACAGAAAUGCCUUCAACAAAUACGGAAAUAAGUACAACGACAAAUAUAUCUAAAAUCGAUGAACCAGAUUUAACUACGACAAUGACUGACACAGUAUUAACAGAAUCUACUACAGUUAAAACCGAGUCAACAACAGAAGCCAUAACUUCAUUAAUGACACAAGAGACUUUAGAAAGUGACAAUAAUAAAAUUGAAACUACAACAGAAUGUAUCGACUCUUGUAUAAAAUAUAACGCAUCCACAAUAAACUUACCGCCUGAGUUAACAACAGUUUCGUCCACUGAAACAAGUUCACCAUUAUUAACAACUAAACAAACAACUGAAAUCACACUGACUAUUGAAGAAACGACUUCAACAACAAUAACUAGAACAGCUGAAGAUACAACGGAAACAGAAACGACAAGAACAUUAAUUACAGAAAAAACAACAAAGCUGGAGUUGGAUACUAUGACCACUAGCCCUCAACUUGAUUCAUACACUGACAAAAUGUUUACAGAUACACCCAUAGAUAUCACUGAUUAUUCCACAUCUACUUCUUCUUCGACUGAAGCAAUGGAAUCUAGUACUGAACUAGAUACUACACUAUCAUACCCCACUAGUCACUCAGAAUGUACGGAUUUUCUCUGCAAUAAUCAUGGAACUUGUAUUAACGGACUACAUGGUAGUAGAUGUCACUGUCUCUUUAAUUUCGGCGGAAGAUUUUGCGAAGAAGAAAUUAUCAUAACAUCAGCCGCAUUCGAUGGAAAUUCAUUCAUAUCUCAUCAAGUCAGAAACUCAACUUCAAUAGCAAUACAAUUUAAUGCAAAAACUCUCAUAACCGAUGGACAAAUAAUGCAUGUGGAUAUAGUCAAAGGGUCAUAUAUGAAACUUUAUAUGAACUUUGGCUUAUUGAAAUUUGAGUUUUCCUGUGGUUAUCAGACAAUGUUGCUAAGUGAACUAAAAACUUACGUUAAUAAAGGAUAUCUUAUGAAAAUUGAAACGAGGUUGGAUCUAUAUUUAAAAGAAAACCAUUGCAACGGUACUCUUCGACUUAAUGAUACCGUGGCUAUGAGCGGAGGACAAGUCGCUAGCCUAACCUCUCUCGAUAAAAAUACCAUUAUAUUCUUAGGAAAUGUUCCAUACACCAAUCAUUCUGAUAACAAACCAUUUGUCGGAUGUAUAAAGGACUUGAUUGUAAAUGGGGAAAAACGCGAUAUAUUUAGAGACGCUUUCGAUGCGGCUGCAGUUACAGAAUGUUCUUCUUUAUCCUGUUUAUCUUCACCGUGUCUGAACGGAGGCAGUUGUAGUGAUCGAGGUGAUAGCUAUACUUGUUCCUGCGCUAAUGGCUGGAUGGGAAACCAUUGCAACCAAUCUGUUUGCGACCACAAUCCUUGUCAGUCCGGAGGCAGCUGUGUUUCUCACCCAGGAAGUGGAUUCUUGUGUCUUUGUCCUUACGGCAAACAUGGAAUAUUUUGCGAGUAUAAUGUUGAAAUAUCUCGUCCGUCAUUAUCGCCUAUUUCAACUGGCGUUUCUGCAUACGUGAUCUAUCCUCUGUCUUCUACUGCCAUGAAUUCAGAUCGUUUCGACCUGCGCCUGCGCUUUCAAACAGCGGAUAUGGAUCAGAUCGCUUUGUUAGCGUAUGUCGGACAAAGUGGACGACAUGAUUCUAAGAGUCAACAUAUAGCUUUGACUUUCGUGAAGGGCUAUAUUAUGUUAACUUGGAAUAUGGGAAGUGGUCCGCGGCGCCUGUUCACGGCCGGCGCGCUGGCGGCGCGGCGCGGCGGCCACGUGGUGCGCGCGUGGCGUCGCGGCCGCAGCGCCGGCCUCGUCGUGGACGGGCGGCUCAAUGUCACCGGGAACGCUCCCGCCGGCCGCUCCAACAUGACGCUCCUGCCUUAUAUCUAUAUCGGCGGUCACCCAUCCAAGGAUUUCCGCGAUCUACCCCAUGAUAUACCGCUGCAUAGCGGCUGGCGCGGCUGCGUGUGGGAAGUGGCAGGCCAGGCGGUCGGUGCGGGUGCAGUGGGGGGGCGCGGCGUGGGGCAGUGCGGAGUCGCGCAGUGCACCGCCAAGUCCUGCAAUGCUCCACGAGGAGUGUGUAUACAUUCACCAGCUACUUAUGGUUGUAUAUGCAACGAAGGUUGGUUCGGUGCGACGUGUGCCACUGUGCAAAGUCCUUGUGAUAGUUCACGAUCGCAGUGCAAAGGAGCCUGCGUCCUAACGAUUGAUGACGCGCAGUGUGACUGUCCUUAUGGCAAAACUGGAAUCAAUUGUGAUCAAGAUUUAGUUCCAAUAGACAUGUUAUUCACCGGUACAAGAUCUUACCUAACACUCCACCCGCGGUCGAUAUCUAGCGUCAGCUUGUCCCUGGAAGCGGAAAUCAAACCAAUGAAUGAACGAGGACUUGUGAUAUUUGUAAGGACUCCUCAUUUCUACACGGCUCUUUCACUCCAAGGUGGUUUGUUGGAGUAUCGAUGGACAGAUAACCUCUCCGGCCUGACGUCGCUAGUUCGAUCAGGGGUGGUAGUGUCAAUGUCUCAAUGGCACAGUGUGAAGGCUGGUCGUUAUGGUAACAGGCUGUAUGUGUGGGUCGACGGAGCACUGAGCACUGAGCCGAUGUUAGCCCAUGCCUAUCCUCACACGGCCAGCGAUGCAUCUAUUUUUAUAGGUGGAGCAAAAGACUUAUCGACUCUUCCUUUUGACGUGAUGUCUGGACCACCAGAAUCAUAUCGUGGGUGUCUCAGAAAUUUUCAAGUUAAUAAUAUAUUGCUGCCACUUGAACAACAGAAUAUUAAAGAGGGUCAGAAUAUAGGCGCUUGUGAGGGUGCUACUUGUAGUGGUACAAGUAUGGGUAACUUGAGGUGUCGUCGUGCCGCGUGUCGUCCAAACCAGUGCGGAAUGGGACGCUGCUAUAAGGGACGUUGUCUCUGUCCCGCCGGGCAAACUGGGUUACGAUGUGAGAAACAUAUAAACGUGACAAUCCCGCAAUUCGACGGAGAAGCCUUAUUGUCUGUAUCGCGUGCGCCGUCCGCACGUUCCGGACAACGCCUCAGCUCAACCGUUUAUACGCCUUCCCGCGUUUCACUGAAUUUCACAACCGCUGAACCUAACGGUCUUCUCAUAUGGAUUAAUAUGGGAACCGAUUAUUUAGGCUUAGGUCUAGAAAACGGAUACAUUAAGCUGACGUGGUCCUUACAUUGUAAUAACUCGUCUAACAAGCAAAAAACUAGAGACUAUUUACCCAUACCACCUAAAUUAAUAUCUAGCCUAGUACAAGCAGGAUUCAUGGCAAAUGGGGAAUGGCACUCGAUAAUGUUAAUAUUUAAAAAGCACAUAACCGUUAGUGUUGAUCAAAAGACUUAUGUAGAGGAACAUUGUUAUAACGCUCAGGAAAAUGAAGAUACUGAUUUGUAUAUAGGUGGUAUAGUCAAUGAACAUGUCGAGGCUAAAAAAGUUUUUCCCUACAACUUCAGAGGCUGUAUUGAUAAAAUUUCUACAAAAGAAGGCACAAUUUUGACCAACUAUGCGGAAGUCUACAGUGAAAACAUACAAUCGUGUCAAUUGUUUCCAUCGACUUAGA